UACUUUAAAAAAAGUAUAUAUUCCCUCUCUUUCCAUCGCGCUGCCGGAGACAGACCGGAGAGACUGAGCUCAUUAGCUACACUUAUCCGUUGAAGUUCAUCGAUGGCGGAGCCUCAUAAGCAGGAAGAGCAUUUCGACGUCCUAACCAAAACUGGAGAGAAGACUGGACUUUCCAAAUCCAGGGGCGAUGUUCAUAGAGAUGGGGACUACCAUCGGGCUGUUCAUGUGUGGAUUUUUGCUGAAAGUACACAAGAAUUACUUCUCCAACUACGUGCUGACUGCAAGGAUUCAUGGGCUGGGUUGUGGGAUAUAUCCAGUGCCGGUCACAUAUCUGCUGGUGAUUCAUCACUUGAGACUGCUAGGAGGGAGCUUCAAGAAGAGCUUGGCGUCAUUCUUCCAAAGGAUGCAUUUGAAUUGAUAUUUAUUUUUCUCCAUGAGACCAGCACAAAUGGUGGACAAUUCAUCAAUAAUGAAUUUGAGGACGUGUAUUUGGUAACAACAUUGGAUCCAAUCCCUUUGGAGGCUUUUACUCUUCAGGAAUCAGAAGUGUCUGCUGUUAAAUAUAUACAUUAUUUGGAGUAUAAGAACUUACUUGCAAAUGAAGAUCCUGAGUAUGUCCCAUAUGAUGUAAAUGCACAACAAUAUGGUCAACUUUUUGACAUAAUUGCACGAAGGUACAAAGUUGACAACGUGGCACGGAGUUUGAGUCUACAAAAGCAAUUGCAACGCUAUGCUUCUGUUUCACUUAAUGUUGAGUUGACAGGGCUUUCAGAUGCAGAUAAAGGGGCUCUGGAUUUACUAAUCAAGGCUGCGGCCAUUAUGGAUGAAAUAUUCAACCUGCAGGUUUGGUACAGUAAUCCAUAUUUAAGAGACUGGUUGGAGAAGCAUGCUGCAGCAUCACAGUUAGAUAAACUGAAGUGGGCCUAUUAUCUGAUUAAUAAGACUCCAUGGUCUUGCCUUGAUGAAAAUGAGGCAUAUUUGACUACUGCAGAUUCGGCAAUAAAGUUGCUUCCUGAAGCCACUAGGCGAGUUAGUGGGUGGAAGGGCCUGGAAUACAAAGCAGCAUUUCCAUCUCAAAAACCUCCUGGUGCAAAUUUCUACCCUCCUGACAUGGACAAGAUGGAAUUCACACAAUGGAAGGACAGUCUACCGGAGGACCAACAAAACAUUGUUGCAGGAUUCUUCAGCGUCAUUAAAAGACAUAGUGAAUCUAAUUCAGACAGUAGUAGUCCUGGUAGCAUAAACCAUUUGGAGGGUCCUAAAUAUGAUUUGUAUAAUGUACCUUUUUCCCAAGAAUAUAAUUCUUUUCUAUCAAAAGCUGCUGAGUUAUUACGUAAAGCAGGAGAUAGAACUAGCUCUCCCAGUUUGCGGAGAUUACUGCAUAGCAAGGCCGAUGCGUUCCUCUCAAAUGAUUACUAUGAAUCCGAUAUUGCAUGGAUGGAAUUGGACUCUAAGUUGGAUGUUACCAUUGGUCCAUACGAGACCUAUGAAGAUACACUUUUUGGGUAUAAGGCUACGUUUGAAGCUUUCAUUGGAAUUCGGGAUGAUAAAGGAACAGCUCAAGUAAAAUUUUUUGGUGACAAUUUGCAGGUCUUGGAACAGAAUCUUCCUAUGGACGAUGCAUACAAAUCAAAAGAUGUUAGUGCUGCUCCCAUUCGUGUUGUUCAGCUUCUCUACAAUGCUGGGGAUGUGAAGGGUCCUCAGACUGUUGCUUUCAAUUUGCCUAAUGAUGAGCGAAUCGUAAAAGACCGAGGAACAUCAAUGGUCAUGCUUAAGAAUGUCUCAGAGGCCAAGUUCAAGCAUAUUCUUCAGCCUAUUGCUGAUGUUUGCAUUACAAAUGAACAACGUGAAUUUGUGGAUUUCGAUUCAUUCUUUACUCACACAAUUUGCCAUGAGUGUUGCCACGGCAUUGGACCUCAUAGCAUAACACUUCCAAACGGUAAAAAAUCAACCGUGAGAUUGGAACUACAAGAACUCCACUCAGCUCUGGAGGAGGCAAAAGCUGACAUUGUAGGCCUUUGGGCUCUAAGGUUCCUUACCCUCCAGGGCCUGCUACCAGGAGCAUCAUUGAAGUCCGUGUAUGCUACUUUCCUUGUAGGAUGCUUCCGGUCAGUACGAUUCGGCUUAUUAGAGGCUCAUGGAAAAGGACAGGCAUUGCAGUUCAAUUGGCUAUAUGAGAAAGAAGCCUUCGUUUUAAAUCCAGAUGAAACUUUUUCUGUUAAUUUUGACAAGGUGGAAGAUGCAGUUGAAAGCCUAAGUAGGGAGAUACUAACCAUUCAGGCAAGAGGCGACAAGGAGUCAGCAAAAUUGCUUCUUCAGAAAUACGGUGUCAUGUCGGAACCAUUGAAAUUAGCAUUGCACAAUUUAGAACAAAUCCAGGUACCUGUGGAUAUAGCUCCUGAAUUUCCAGUUGCCAACGGAAUAUUGGGAAAGAAGCAAUUUUGAAAUGAGUAUGAUGAUGGAUUGAUAUCACAAGGCAAUUGGAAUAUUAUUAUCGCUUGGUGUGCAAUAAUAACUUGGCUGUAUCUUCCUUCCAUCGUUGAGGAGUUAUUUAAGAACAUGCAUUAAUAAUUUUUCAUUUACCCAUCCCAUGGCUGUAUUUAUUAGUAGUAUAUACUUCUAUACACACUCCUGUUUAGUAUUUAACAUGAGAUUUAAUGAUAUAUUAUUACUAGGGAAUUCACACA
Cucumis melo (muskmelon) is the source of this 2687-nucleotide messenger RNA. Its product is annotated as nudix hydrolase 3-like. Gene Ontology annotation, cellular component: cytoplasm. NCBI's taxonomy places the organism in Eukaryota, Viridiplantae, Streptophyta, Magnoliopsida, Cucurbitales, Cucurbitaceae. The coding region runs from base 103 to 2445 and encodes 780 amino acids. The transcript has 21 exons. Gene Ontology annotation, molecular function: dipeptidyl-peptidase activity. The record is from RefSeq and is a predicted model, not a curated record.